UGAUUGGUGGGGCAUACCAAUCCUGGGUCCCACGUGUCGGGGUAUGGUAGAAGCGAUUUUCCGCUGCGUGCUGGUACACGAGAGAAUAAAAGAGACUUGGACUGGAGUGCGGACGGGUGGCUGUCGUGUAUUGCUGACACUGACAUGUGGGCCCAACAGCGAGGAGGGAUCCGGUGUCCAAGCGAGUCGCACCCAACCGCAGGCCGCGCGCACAAGGACACGGCGCGCGUGAUGAGCAGCGGCGGCGGCGGCGGCGACAAGUCCGGUUCGGGCUGUGAAGACGCCGUCGGACUUCCUCAAUUCCAUCAGGGGGCGGCCCGUCGUCGUCAAGCUCAACUCCGGCGUCGACUACCGAGGUAUUCUGGCUUGUCUGGUCAGCUAAAGAACAAGUACGGUGAUGCUUUCAUAAGAGGAAACAACGCACAUCCAAGCGCACCCUUACAGAUGGUUCAUGAGAUGGUUACACAGUUGGCAUCUUCAGUGUCAGUCUUGCAACUUCAUCAGUUAUGAGCGACUUUUAUGUAUUACUUUCUUUUUCGUUCACAUGACUUUUAUCCAGUGAGCGAUUAUUGCAAAGAAAAGAGAGAGAGCUGAAAUGAAUUGCAUCAUCAAUGGAGAGUUGUGCCCACGAUCAUGUUUGAUGUUAGCAGCAUAAAACUCCAUCCACACAUUCAAGAUAUCUGAUGAUAAACCUUUAGGGGUAUGGAUAAGAUUCUGUGUCUUGGGCUGAAA
Molecule: messenger RNA, 732 nt
Organism: Phragmites australis (common reed)
Lineage: Eukaryota; Viridiplantae; Streptophyta; Magnoliopsida; Poales; Poaceae
Exons: 3
Coding region: 145-510 (121 amino acids)
Source: RefSeq, a predicted model, not a curated record